AUGGAUAAUUUACGAGGUGAUCUUUUUCUCCUUCAUCGCUUUCUCUCAAAACAACACAACAACCAAUCAAAGCUCCCUUGCAUCUUGAGCCACGAUAAAUCAUUACAGAUAGUAAAGAAGCCAGGGAAAAAGGAGCAUCAUUUAUGGAAGAACAGGGAUUCUGCUGGAUCUGGGCAGAAGGCCCUCCAUCUUGUUCGAAUUGUCUCGAACCUCCCGAAUGAGAAAGAAGCAAUCUAUGGAGCAUUAGACAAAUGGACUGCAUGGGAGACUGAAUUCCCUGUCAUUGCUGCAGCAAAGGCUUUGAGUAUUUUGCGUCGAAGAAAACAAUGGUUGAGGAUCAUUCAAGUAUCAAAGUGGUUGUUAAGCAAGGGCCAAAUGCUCACAAUGGGAACAUAUGACACACUUCUGCUGGCUUUUGACAUGGACGGGAGGUUAGAUGAAACUGAGAUCAUUUGGAACAUGAUUCUGCAAACACACUCCCGAUCGAUUUCUAAGCGGUUAUUUUCUCGAAUAAUUUCUUUAUAUGAGCACCAUCACAUGCCAGAGAAGAUUUUGGAGGUAUUUACAGACAUGGAGGAAUUGGGAGUGAGACCUGAUGAUGACACAGUUUAUAGAGUGGGCAGAGCAUUUGAAAUUUCGGGCCAAAGCCAUAAGAAGAAGAUGUUGAUGAAGAAAUAUCGAAAGAGAUGGAGAUACCUCUACUUCAAUGGCGAGCGAGUUAGAGUGCCCGCUGAUGAAGAAAGUCUUUAAAAUUGUCUCCAACAGUAAAGCAAAAGAACAAUUUUGGUUGUUGAUCAGUUGACACACCAAACUUCAAUUCCUGUUUUUAAUAUUAUUAUUA
This is a messenger RNA of Dioscorea cayenensis subsp. rotundata (Guinea yam), 841 nucleotides long. Its product is annotated as pentatricopeptide repeat-containing protein At4g18975, chloroplastic-like. The record is from RefSeq and is a predicted model, not a curated record. The transcript is spliced from 6 exons. Bases 1 to 750 code for a protein of 249 amino acids. Gene Ontology annotation, molecular function: protein binding. Lineage: Eukaryota; Viridiplantae; Streptophyta; Magnoliopsida; Dioscoreales; Dioscoreaceae.